Molecule: messenger RNA, 2740 nt
Organism: Alternaria rosae
Lineage: Eukaryota; Fungi; Ascomycota; Dothideomycetes; Pleosporales; Pleosporaceae
Product: FAD binding domain-containing protein
Exons: 6
Coding region: 473-2467 (664 amino acids)
Molecular function (GO): FAD binding
Source: RefSeq, a predicted model, not a curated record
CACACUUAUUACGCUGAGGACGCACGAUGGAAGGGGCGCAGCCGCACCCGGGACGGCUGCAUCCACAUCCACAUCUUCAUCUCCUCUCCAACCCCAUCCGCCUGACAAAGCCCUGACAAACUGCAAAACGUUCUUGCGCUCACCUCCAGGCCCACACCGAGAUGAGCGAAUCACGAUCUCAGGACGCCGUUCCAUGCGUCAUACGGUCCAAACCGGCUUGGCGUGAUGUGGGGUAGCCACGCACCAGAUCGCGUCGACAACGCCGGGAUGUGGGCUUUUGAUGCGCCGAACAGCAUUGCCGUAGUGUGAGGUUGCUAGGGUACGUGGGACGGAGCGUUUGUAAGGUCGUCUUAUAUUAGAUGAAAGCCACGCUCGUGCUGUGCAUAGCCAGUCUUGCGUCGAAUGAAACAUUUGUGCGGGGUAUACACACGCGAACAAGCAACUCUAGCGACAACGGCAAGGAACCUUCAAAAUGACGAUUUCAGAGAUACCAGAGUCAAAAUGCGACGUCCUCAUUGUCGGUGCUGGUCCAGCAGGGUUGAUGCUGUCAGCUUGGAUGGCGAGAUGCGGCAUCAAUGCUCGUGUUGUCGAUAAACGUGGCACAAAGAUCUAUUCAGGACAAGCAGAUGGUUUACAGCUCCGCAGUCUGGAGAUCUUUGACAGCUUUGGUUUCGCGGAUAGAGCUUGGAAGGAAGCGAACCACUUGAUAGAGUUCUGCAUGUGGAAUCCCGGCGAAGAUGGUGUGAUACGCCGCUCGGACGGAGUUCCAGAUACACCACCUGGUCUCUCCCGAUUCAAGGAGAUCGUUCUCCACCAGGGACGGAUUGAAAGGUUCUUCCUCGAUCACAUCAAAAAGCACUCCAGGGAUACAUUACGUGUCGAGCGUGCAGUGCUACCGGAGUCGCUUCACAUCGCCGAUGAUCGAGUUGAUGACCACUCGCCCGAUAACUACCCUGUUACAGUCCAACUACGAUAUCUCACGGAAGAUGAGGCCAAACCAGCGCAAAGCAAGGGAUCUGGAGUUAACGAUGGUCUGUUCAGGAGCAAUCUGGCAGAAGACGACACUGAAGACCUUAUCGCCAACAGCCAGCAAAAGCAAGGCAGCACGGAGAUCGUAAAGGCAAAGUAUGUCGUAGGCUGCGACGGUGCUCACAGUUGGACGCGAAAGCAACUAGGCUUUGAGCUCGAAGGCGAGCCUACCGACCACAUCUGGGGCGUCUUGGACAUUAUCCCCAUCACAGACUUCCCGGAUGUUCGCAAGCGUUGUGCUAUCCACAGCGCGUCUUCCGGAUCGAUGAUGAUUAUCCCGCGUGAGAACAAGAUUGCACGCCUGUACAUCCAGCUCACAGAGAUCAAGCCUGAUGCCAGCGGCCGAGCGGACCGGUCGAAGAUCACCCCGGAAACCAUCAUCACGGCGGCACAAAAGAUCAUGGCACCGUAUAAGCUAACGUACGAAUACUGCGACUGGUGGACGGCUUACCAGAUCGGCCAGCGAGUUGGCAAGAAUUUCCACCACAAGAGCCGUGUUUUCCUAGCUGGUGAUGCAGUGCAUACGCACUCUCCGAAAGCAGGCCAGGGUAUGAACGUCUCGAUGCAGGACGGGUACAACUUGGGCUGGAAGCUGGGAUUGGUGGUGAAGGGCAUCGCUCACCCAUCCAUCCUGAAGACCUACCAGUCCGAGCGGAGGCGUAUUGCGCAGGACUUAAUUGCCUUCGACCACAAGUUCUCGCGGCUAUUUUCCGGUCGACCGGCCAAGGACGUCAUGGACGAAGAAGGCGUCAGUAUGGAUGAGUUCAAGAAUGCUUUCCUCAAGGGCCAACUCUUCGCAACCGGCCUCUCAGUCGACUACGGCACGAGCAUGCUAGUCGGCAAGCCGGGCUCCGCCGCCGACCAAGGCGACGGCACAGACGUGUCCUCCUCGUCUCCCGUCAUCGGCAAGCAGGACCUCGCCUCGGAAAUCAAACUCGGCAUGCGCUUCCCCAGCCACCAAGUCAUCAACCAAGCCGACGGCCGCGCCUGGGAGUUCCAACAAAAGCUCAAAAGCGAUGGCCGCUUCCGCAUCAUCGUUUUCGCUGGUAACGUCUCGAACGCACAGCAAAGCGCCCGUUUGAAGACCUUCUGUCAGGCCCUCGAGUCGUCGUCGGUACUGUCGCCGCACCUCGGAAAGAAUAUCGAAGUGCUCACGUUGCACUCGUCCAAGUGGAAGGAAGUAGAGCUGUUACGCGAUUUACCGGAUGUACUGCAUCCGUUUGAUGCGAAGACAGGGUGGGAUUACGAUUCCGUGUAUGCGGAUGAUGCGAAUCCGUUUGAGGGCUUUGGUGAUGCGUAUAAGGGGUAUGGGGUUGAUAGGGAGAGGGGUUGUGUGGUUGUUGCGAGGCCGGAUCAGUAUGUGGGGUACAUUGAUGAGGUUGAUGGGGAGGGAUGUAAGGGCGUUGAGACCUACUUCAAGGGUAUAUUCGUAUCGUAGUCAGCUAUCGAGGAGAUAGGCAAUCGCGAAAGAGAUGACUUUACACAUGUAUGCUCCACGUUUCAAUCUCUCGUGUCAUCACAAGAUACAAGGUAUUCGUAUGUCUGACGGGUCGUUCUUGAAACGUUCUUAUUGGCAUUUGCUCUCUUCGAGAGGCAGUCUUCUAGCGCAGCUAUCUACUUGAUGAUCGCACUGGAAAAUCUGAACUGAGACCGCACACAGACUAGAAAGACUCGCGUGGAACUUCAGUACCGAAUGUAAACUAAUCAUGAC